Striga asiatica is the source of this 360-nucleotide messenger RNA. NCBI's taxonomy places the organism in Eukaryota, Viridiplantae, Streptophyta, Magnoliopsida, Lamiales, Orobanchaceae. The record is from the annotation of a GenBank genome assembly.
AUGCCAUUCUUUCGGGGAGUUGCGGAUACGCCCGCUGAGAGGGUUGAUCUGCAAAAAGUGGAAUUGGGCGCUUGGUCCUGGCUGGGCGGGCUAGCUAACUCUUUUACUCAAAGGAAAGAAGGUAAAGAAAAAGAAGAGAGCGACAGGAGCUCUGUGGUGCCUUGGGAUCACUUUGCUCCCCUUCACCCUUUCCCGCUGCUAAGGGAAAGCAAGAAAGAAGAAAUUCUUUUUAACAAGCACCCCUCGUCGCCCCUGUACCCGAAACAGAUGCGCUGCGCUACCCAGCGCAUAACCUUGUCUCCCCUACUCCUCUUCUGGUUAUGCCAUUACCAAUCGCGGCCCCGGUCCGGCCGCCCCUGA